AUGGACUUCUUUACAAACCAUCGGGGCAAAGUGGGGAACGCUGCUGGUUUCUGUCCACCCCCUCAGCCCGAGGGGCGCAGCGGGCUGGGAACACUGGGAAGGACUGGGCGCUGGAGGGGCUCCGGGCCGCCGUGCUUCUCCUCCGCGGGAGGGAGAGGCGGCGGGGGCAGCGCGGCGGAGGACCGGCCGUGUCCCCGGUGCGGCCUAAGGGCGGCCCCGGCUCCGCGGCGGCCCGGCGGGGCGGGCCGGGGUCCCGGGUGGUGCGGGAGGCCGGCUGCGGUGCCCCCCGUUCCAUCUCGUCUCUCCUUCCCCCCGCAGGUGUCGGUGAUCAACACGGUGGACACCUCUCACGAGGACAUGAUCCACGAUGCGCAGAUGGAUUACUACGGCACUCGGCUGGCGACCUGCUCCUCGGACAGAUCCGUGAAAAUCUUUGAUGUUCGGAACGGAGGGCAAAUCCUCAUUGCAGACCUGAGAGGGCAUGAAGGUCCCGUGUGGCAGGUCGCCUGGGCUCACCCCAUGUAUGGCAAUAUCUUGGCCUCCUGUUCCUACGACAGGAAGGUCAUUAUCUGGAAGGAGGAGAAUGGCACUUGGGAGAAGACGUACGAGUACACGGGGCACGAUUCCUCAGUGAAUUCUGUCUGCUGGGCUCCACACGACUACGGCCUGAUCCUGGCCUGCGGGAGCUCAGACGGGGCCAUCUCCCUGCUGAGCUACACGGGCGACGGGCAGUGGGAGGUCAAGAAGAUCAGCAACGCGCACACGAUCGGGUGUAAUGCCGUGAGCUGGGCUCCUGCUGUGGUACCGGGAAGCCUGAUAGAACAACCGUCUGGUCAGAAACCAAACUACAUCAAAAGAUUUGCAUCUGGUGGCUGUGACAACCUCGUCAAGAUCUGGAAGGAAGAAGAUGGUCAGUGGAAAGAGGAGCAGAAGCUGGAGGCUCACAGUGACUGGGUUCGAGACGUAGCCUGGGCUCCGUCCAUUGGUUUGCCCACGAGUACCAUUGCCAGCUGCUCACAGGAUGGCAGGGUAUUCAUCUGGACGUGUGAUGAUGCCUCUGGAAAUUCAUGGUCGCCAAAGCUGCUGCACAAGUUCAACGACGUUGUCUGGCACGUGAGCUGGUCCAUUACUGCCAACAUCCUUGCAGUGUCCGGAGGAGACAAUAAGGUGACGCUGUGGAAGGAAUCCGUGGACGGACUGUGGGCGUGUAUCAGCGAUGUCAACAAGGGCCAGGGAGGGGUGUCUGCCGUUACCGAGGGGCAGCAGAACGAGCAGUGAUGCAUGAGGGAACGUUCAGCUGCCACCAGUGAUCACUAUCCCUGAUUUGCAAUGUUUCUCGAAACGGAUGAGAACUGAUUUUUAUCUAAACUGGACAUGAACAUGGGAAACAAUUAUCCAAUUUUAUGAGCACUCUAUAACUAUUACUGGGAGGCUACAAUAUGAUGAUGAUCAGCCUUAAUCAACAUUCCCAUAAAUUUAAGGUAAAGAGCAUGGCAAAGUACUGUGCCUUACACUACUCCUUGAUGCUGCAGAAACCGUACCCUGCUUUUCUGGUUUGGGGAUCAAACUGUACUGGAUGUGCUGUGGGCUCCCAGCACUUGAGUGGGAACAGGAGGAGACUAUCAGGGUGGUGAGGGGUGAAAUCCUUCGUGCCAGGGGACACUCUGUCCCUUCAAAGGCCAGAACUUUGUCCCAAACAAGGGGAAGGGCUGCUGGGGUUUCCAGCAUUAGAUGGCAGCAUGCUCACUAGCCCUUCUGUAGCAGUGAAGCAGUGCUUAGCUCUUCCUGAAAAUAACCUCCUUGGAUAUAAGAAAGUCUCUGUGCUUGCCUGAAAAGGAGUAGUGGAAUGCAUGUGUCUUUUGCUUUACAAUAAUCUUAAACUUGGUUAUUUAACCAAAAUCAAAAAAUCAAACCACAACUUGAAGAUAUUUCUUUUUUUUAGCCACACUUCUGUACUGUACCUCAGGCGGUUAUGGGUUUUUUUGAGAUACCAACAGAAUAAAGUCCUAUUGGUUAAA
Molecule: messenger RNA, 2018 nt
Organism: Calidris pugnax (ruff)
Lineage: Eukaryota; Metazoa; Chordata; Aves; Charadriiformes; Scolopacidae
Gene: SEC13
Product: SEC13 homolog, nuclear pore and COPII coat complex component
Exons: 10
Coding region: 1-1278 (425 amino acids)
Biological process (GO): COPII-coated vesicle budding; positive regulation of TOR signaling; protein import into nucleus
Cellular component (GO): nuclear pore outer ring; COPII vesicle coat
Molecular function (GO): structural molecule activity; protein binding
Source: RefSeq, a predicted model, not a curated record